GCGUCACGAGCGCUGGUGCGAAACUAGCGCUCGCCCUGGGCGAGGAAUGAAAGGCCUUGCUCGCCGCAGCCUGUGUUUCGGGGCUUUUAUUCGGUUGUGUGGAUCUGCAGAUGUAGAAGUAAAAUGCUGCUCGUUCUCGUGUUGUGCUCGACUUGAGUGACAAUCCGCCGACGCCAACCGGGUUACCACGAAACGCUGAGCUUGCAGGGAGUGAAAGAACAAGCGGGAUGGAGACUCCAGACCUCUUGUCAGCAGCUCUGGAUGAGUCUGGAAUCGGGGCGGAGGAAAUGGCCAACAACCAUGCGCUGGACCCCAGUCAAAACUUGUCACGCUAUCAAAUUCCUCCGCACCUGAUGAACUACUUGCCGCCUCACAUGAUCCAGCAGAUGGCACAACACAUGGCCCAACAGAUGGCACAGGCAAUGGCUCAGCAGAUGCCUUUCCCUCAAGCAGGCCCAGGCGGCAAGUUCGCCCCAGGAAUGGGUCCCCCUGGCCCCGGCAUGGACAAGGGUCCGAGCGCACCAUACUACAUGGUUCCACCUUUUGGGUUCAAGGCCGGAAAUGGAGGAACACCCCCGUACCCCAUAUUUCGACCGCCUUUCGGAAUGGGGUCGGGAGUCAUGCCUCCCCAGCCUCAACAGACUGGAGAGGAUGCUGAAGAGGAAGAGGAACUGGGACUGGCUGAGACGUACGCUGAAUACACUCCUUCUAAGCUGAAAAUCGGCGAGCGGCACCCGGAUCCUGUGGUGGAGACCAGCUCUCUGUCGAGUGUACAGCCGCCGGCUGUGUGGUACAACCUAUCUAUUCCUGAGGAGGUCAUUGACCGUGCUCUCCUAUCCGCACUUCAGCUGGAAGCAAUUGUCUAUGCAAGCCAGCAGCACGAAGUGCUACUUCCCGAUGGAAGCCGGGCGGGGUUCCUCAUUGGAGACGGUGCUGGUGUGGGCAAAGGCCGAACCAUCGCAGGGAUUAUUUAUGAAAACUACCUUUUGGGCCGCAAGAGAGCAAUCUGGGUGAGCGUGUCCAAUGAUUUGAAGUACGACUCCGAAAGAGACCUGCGGGACAUAGGUGCUGGAAAAAUUGAGGUUCAUUCUUUAAACAAGUUCAAAUACGCGAAGAUCUCCUCCAAGGUGAAUGGCAGCGUGAAGAAGGGCGUCAUAUUUUCCACGUACUCGUCUCUGAUUGGUGAAAGCCAAGGUGGUGGCAAGUACAAGACGCGACUCAAGCAGCUCCUGCACUGGUGUGGCGAUGAUUUCGACGGAGUUAUUGUAUUUGACGAGUGCCACAAAGCCAAAAACUUGUGUCCCGUGGGCUCCUCCAAACCAACCAAGACUGGCCUCACUGUGCUAGAACUGCAGAACAAGCUUCCCAAGGCACGAGUGGUCUAUGCCAGUGCUACAGGUGCCUCCGAGCCAAAGAACAUGGCCUACAUGACUCGCCUAGGCAUCUGGGGUGAGGGAACACCGUUCCGGGAGUUCUCGGAUUUCAUUUCAGCUGUCGAAAAGCGAGGCGUUGGGGCCAUGGAGUUGGUCGCCAUGGACAUGAAGUUGAGAGGCAUGUAUAUGGCUCGCCAGCUGAGCUUCACUGGAGUAUCCUUCAAGAUUGAUGAAAUACCUCUGGCAAAACAAUUCAUUGCCAUGUACAACGAAUCUGUGAAGCUGUGGGUGGAUGCUCGUGCAAUGUUCCAAGAGGCAGCUGAGCUGAUGGAGGGUGAUUCGCGCAUCAAGAAGACUAUGUGGGGCCAGUUCUGGGCCUCGCACCAGCGUUUCUUCAAGUAUCUCUGCAUCGCUUCGAAGGUACCCCACGUGGUGUCCCUCGCCCGAGAGGCUGUCAAAAAUGACAAGUGCGUGGUGAUUGGCCUGCAGUCCACUGGGGAGGCUAGGACACUGGAACAGCUAGAGGAACAAGGCGGUGAACUCUCAGACUUUGUCUCUACGGCCAAGGGAGUCUUGCAGACUCUUAUCGAGAAGCAUUUUCCGGCACCCAACCGCAAGAAGUCGCUGAGGCUUCUGGGGCUAGGUGGCAUUGUAGAUGACCCGAUCCCCUCGCCGCCCCCGUCUUCGUCGACGGGGGGACACAAGCGGAAGAGUGCUCGACAGGCUCGGCAGGGGGUGAAGCGCUACAGGGAGGCUUCCUCGGGUGACGACUACGACAGCGACGUUGAGGUCAAGAGUGAGCCGGAGAGCGACUUUGAGCCGUCUGUGUCCAGUUCAGCAGCGGAGGACUCCGAAGGCAGCUCGGCUGUCGAAUCGGACGCAGAAGACGACUUCAACCCUUUUGGUGAUGACUCGGACAGCGACGAUCCCUGGGCAAGUCGUAAGAACAAAUCUAAAAAUAAAAACAAGAAGCAAAAAACCAAAAAGAAGAAGAAGUACGAGAAGCCCACGAGGAACGGCGCCGCUCCGCAGCCAGUUGUCCGGAAUGUGCCCACCGUUGACAGCGAAAAGAAGGCAGCAGCCAUGAAGCAGGAACUGCUUGAGCGACUGGAAAACCUUGGGGACAAACUGCCUCCCAACACACUGGAUCAACUCAUUGACGAACUCGGCGGGCCCGAGAAUGUCGCUGAGAUGACGGGCAGGAAAGGGCGUGUGGUGAGCACAGACAAUGGUACAAUCCAGUACGAGUCUCGGUCCGAGGUUGAUGUGCCCUUGGAAACUCUAAACCUCACCGAGAAACAGAGGUUCAUGGACGGUGAGAAGCACAUUGCCAUCAUCUCUGAGGCAGCCAGCUCUGGUAUCUCGCUGCAGUCGGACAGGAGAGCAAAAAACCAGGCUCGUAGGGUCCACAUCACCCUCGAGUUGCCCUGGAGUGCAGACAGAGCAGUGCAGCAGUUUGGCCGAACGCACAGGUCAAACCAGGUGAAUGCCCCAGAGUACAUAUUCCUCAUUUCGGACUUGGCUGGUGAGCGAAGAUUCGCUUCCAUCGUGGCUAAACGUCUCGAGAGCUUGGGUGCUCUGACCCAUGGCGACAGAAGAGCCGGCGAGUCCAGAGAUCUUUCUCGUUUUAACAUUGACAACAAGUAUGGCCGAGCUGCCCUGGAGACCAUGAUGCGUGGCCUAAUGGAGAUGGAAAUCCCGCCUCUAGUUCCACCACCUGAGGACUACGAGGGGGAUUUCUUUGCCGAUUGCCGAAAAGCACUGGUGGGUGUAGGCUUGGUGAAUGAGGACGAAUUCAGCAAGAUGCAGACGCUUGACAAAGACUACAACAACAUGAGCAAGUUUCUGAACCGCAUCCUCGGCAUUGAAGUAGAGCUUCAGAAUGCCUUGUUCAAGUACUUCACGGAUACCCUGGAUGCCAUCAUCACCGAGGCCAAGAAAACAGGCCGUUACGACCUGGGCAUCUUGGACCUGGGAACGGCUGGCGACAAUGUCAAGCGCGUGAAGGUGGACGAGUUCAUCCGGACUCACGCUACUGGCACCGCUAAGACGGAGCUCCACACAGUGAGUGUCGAACGUGGGCUCUCUUUCGAAGCCUCGCAGGACAUCUGGAAGGAGCUGACGAGCAAGGACGAAGGUUACUACCUCUCCAAUCAGGUGCGUUGUGGGAAAAAGACUGCAGUGUUGGCUGUUGCGGACCAAGCACGGAGGUCAAAGGAGAAGAAAGAAAAGCUGUUCCGGCUGUACAGGCCAAACACGGGCCUCCAGGUUCGCCAGGAGAGCCUCAAUGAGCUGAAGAGCAAGUACAAAAAGGUCACGCCAGAUGAAGCCCAACCCCAUUGGCAAGAGCAGUAUGAAUCAUCUGAAAACACAUGUAGUCACAUCUACUGGUACAACAGCUGCCGCAAGAAGACCAUGGGCAUGGCGUGCGAGAUUGGGCUGAGGCGGCGCACGUACCACGUGUUGAGUGGGUCGGUGCUGGCUGUCUGGGCCAAGGUGGAGAGCGUGCUGAGCUCAGUCCACGGCCACCACAGUUCCUCCAAACUACAGGUGGUGCGCCUCAAGACUGAGGACAACUUGCGCAUUGUCGGUACUAUUAUUCCAAGCAACUGCGUUGCCCCACUGGUAAAUGUUCUCUCUCAAGACGCUGAGAAGACCAACUCUGAGACCUUUUGAGGCUGGGCCUGCUGUCUGUGUGCGAGUGCGCGCUGCCAGCCUGCACUGCGUGUUGUCAGCGGGGCGGCGUUGUCGUUGUGCCUGGCAGUGGUGUUGGCAGCCGGGAAGGUUCUCCUCUGUGGACUCUCUCUCUCUCUCUCUGUGUCUUCGUCGGGUGUCUUGACUUCUUGUGCAUGUAUGUCGCAGUGCCGCUCUCCUCUUGCUAUACAGUCCUCGAUACCCGUGAUGUCAGUAGGGACGUUGCUUCUUCAUUUUAUCGCGCUUUCUUCAUCUCUGUUCUUUGUUUUUUUUUAUUUGAUGAAAGUGAAGGAAGAAGGUCUACGGCAAGAACUGAACCAAUGCGUUACAACAAAACAACGGGCUAGGAAAGAUGUUUCAAUUUUUCUCACCCUCCUCUCGUGUCCCGAGAGAAGGGAAAGUUUAGUGAGAGAGGAUGUUGAAAAAAAAUAUGUGGACGUCUCUUGUGUGUAUGUUGUAUGAUGAAAGAAAAUGUAUGUAGGAGUAUGUAUGUAUGUAUCAUGAUCGCUUCCUCUCAUAAUGGAGGAGAACACAAAAGAAAGGACAGCUUUUGUAGAUAAUUGUCUCACCUUUUUUUUUGUACUCACUGCCCCUUUCCUUUUAUUAUUUUUUUUUAUUCUCGUUGCUCUUCUCUCGCGUCGCCGAGUGGCACACCCUGUCAGGCAUUUUUUUUUCCCCCUACCCAUGUGUUGUUACUGAACCAUUCGUUGUAAGUGACACAUCAUUUUGGAGAACGUUAAAAAAAGUUUGAAAAAAAAAGAAAAGUAAACGAUCGUUCCCAAGUACACCCAUCUCAUUUAGCACACAGCACCCCAUGCAUUUCUGCAUUUCAGGUCCCUCUAUCUUAUCUGUCCCUUUCAUAAUCUUCCUCUCCGAAAAUGCCACUUCGUUCCGAUCAGCCAGAUUUGGCAUGAAUGUCGAGCAGUACUCAGUUUAGUCAGACCAAAUCGUGUUUCCCACUCUUGACACAGUAUAAUUGCGUAACAGUGAUGGGAAGGCAAGCUGGCAGGUGGCCAUGUGUUUAGUGAAGCAUAUUUCGUAACUAUUUAUUACUCUCUAGCUCUUGCUGUUUACAGCAAUGUUUACUGGCAGUAAAACAGUGACAAUGCUUUGUCCUCCUCCUACAACUCUGUUUGGAACAUCUUGAUGAACACUUGUCAGUAAAGGCAAAAUGAACAAGUUCAUUUCUAAAUUAACGAGCUAUUCAACCAUUCCCAUGGAAAUGACUCUGAGGACUCGAAACAGUUCCGAAAUAAAAACGACAAUGCAAACCUA
Messenger RNA from Rhipicephalus microplus (southern cattle tick), 5342 nucleotides. Its product is annotated as protein strawberry notch homolog 1-like. Gene Ontology annotation, cellular component: nucleus. Gene Ontology annotation, biological process: regulation of DNA-templated transcription. Gene Ontology annotation, molecular function: chromatin DNA binding; histone binding. Lineage: Eukaryota; Metazoa; Arthropoda; Arachnida; Ixodida; Ixodidae. The record is from RefSeq and is a predicted model, not a curated record.